ACAUGAGACUCUAUGCUCGCCAAGCAUCAGAAUAAUGUCCAAGGAUCCUCAUAAUUCCCGUAAACCGUCCCCGGUGGCAGUCUCCCCCCGAGCGCCGCCCGGGGUGGACGCGUCGCGCUUGCUCUAACAAGUAUCACCCUUGUAAACCCCCCAUACCGAACUAAAUCGGCCCGCGACCCUUCUAGUGACGUGUAAAUCUCGGAUUUUUAAUCUCGGUUAAAGUGUGAUGAGUACAGUGAUCCAGUGGUAAAUAAUGGCUGUGAACAGCCCUGGUGGUUACCCCCCUAUCUCUCCCAAACCCCACACUCCAAAAAGUCCUCGUCACUUCGUCUUCCCCCAAAAGAGUCCCUCGGUCGCGUCUAGCACCUCUUCCUCUGGUUACUACACGCCUCAGUCUGGAUGCAGCUAUGACAAGCACAAUCAGCCCCCCAAGUCACCGCUAGCGCACGGACAUCGCAGCCCCAUGAGUCCCAGACAUUUCAAUUUCCCCCAAAAGUCUCCAUCGGGACGCUCGAGCCCUUGUAAUCCUAGCUUUGACAGGCAAAGCCUGCACUACUCCGCAUCUCUGAAGCACGGCCGCCGCGAGAAGUCCCGGUCACCAAAACCACCGCCUGUUCAUAUACACACUAACCCCGGCUAUGUAUCUCCCAAUCGCACGAGAAAAUUAUACGGCUCGACGUCGACUGUCGGUUCCCCUAGGCUAGUGACGUCACCCAGCAUUGUCUCCAGCCACACUGAUGAUUCGAUGGAUGCCAUGCCAGGCACUCCCUCUGCAAUGCUUAACGACGCUGACGACGAAGCGACAACGACGUCGUCGAGGAUCUGCCGUAAAUCUACAUCAGAUCUUACAGACAUCACUGAUGACACGCCUCAAACCCGAUCGACCAGUAUUAGUAGGCCAUGCUCGCCUAUGCGACGGGGUUCGAUGAAGGGCGGCCUUGCAUAUCUAGCCAGUAGAAGGGGCUCAAGAGAGUCGACGAUGUCAAAUUGUGAUUCGGUGGAGGAUAUCGGACCUCUAAAUUUUCAAAAUACAAUGCGUGGUAGACAACGGCGGACUUCAAAUUUCUUAGAAUUGCCAGUGGUGGAACACUCCCGGCCGCGCGUGUGCUCGCUGCCCGAGAAGCCGUAUAACCCUCGCAUCUCGGACGACCUGUACCGGCUGCGCACCUUCUCCAUCACCACCAAGGGCGGCGUCGUCAACUGCGGCGACUCCAUCUGCAACCGCCGGUCGCGCUCCAACACCUCCGUCAACUCCACCAACAGCAGGGCUUCGGACCGGUCCCCGUUCGACGGCUCCUGCUGCUCUGGCUACCGGCCCGUGGACUCAGCCAGCCUCGACACCCCUGACGAGGAUGAAUUAGAUCCGAUACCUAAAUACAGAGUGGUGUUGCUCGGCGACGCUGGCGUCGGGAAGACUGCACUCGUCUCCCAAUUCAUGACGUCUGAGUAUAUGAACACUUACGACGCGAGUCUGGAUGAUGAAUUCGGCGAGAAGUCAGUGUCAGUACUUUUGGACGGGGAAGAGUCUGAGCUUAUAUUUAUCGACCACCCCAGUACUGAAAUGUCGGUGGAAAACUGCUUGUCAACCUACGAGCCACACGCCUGCGUAGUGAUAUACUCGGUGGUGGCGAAGAGCUCGUUCACGCGGGCCGGCGAGGUGCUGGCGUACCUGGCCAGAGAGCUGUUCACGGUGGAACGGACUGUGGUGCUCGUUGGCAACAAGGCCGACUUGGCUCGGGCGAGACAGGUGUCCACUAAUGAGGGCAAAGCGCUAGCGACGUCCCGCGACUGCAAGUUCAUCGAGACGUCGUCAGGCAUUCAGCACAACGUGGACGAGCUGCUGGUCGGCAUCCUCAAGCAGAUCCGCCUCAAGGAGACCCGCGAGAAGAAGCAGGCCAAGAAGGUCGGGAAGCAGGAAUCGAAGCCAUCGAAACUAGCUAGCUCCCGGACACACAUCUCGCUCAGUAUCGCGAGGGAAUUGCUCCAGAAGAUCUGCAUUAACGACAUUUCCAAGUCAAAGUCGUGUGAGAAUUUACAUGUCCUUUAAACUUAUGUUUGCCUGGUAUAUCUAUAUCAAAAGAAGAGUUAAAGGUUGAUUCUCGAAAGCUGGCGCAGAGUAUGAAGAGUUUUCACAGUUUAGCAUUAAAUCUCUCGCCAGCUCUUAUGACAAGCCAACCUAUAAGACACGUCAAAGUAGUGCUAAAUAUUGAAGACACAAAUAAUAGAGGGCGCUGUGCGUUUUUCAUAUUAUCGCGGUAACUAGAUCUGGCGGCGUAGCACGGUGGCGUUUUUAUCCCUUGUCACCAUACCUGUCACUUUCUAACAAGUAUGUAAGUGCAUAAGGGACGCGCAUUGUGAUAGUCGAUAAAAAUGGAACCGUGCUGCGCCCGCUGGUUGUCAAGCCCCAAUCCAUUUUCCACAAAUCGUACAGUGAAAGUAUUUAAUGUUCGUACGAUUUCGUAUAUGUAUAGUCACUGUGACAAGGUAAUGAAAUUAUAUUCCUUGACCCUUUACCUGUUUCAUGUGUCACGGCAAUAUUUUGCACCAUUUUGCGCGUAUUUAUUUUCUUUUUGUACGUAUGAUUUAUACCAAAGAUACCUUUGGAUUAGAAUGAGAUGUUGGAUUUGUGUAAUAGUAGGUAGUCAAAGAAAUGUAAUCAUUGGUCGAAAGCAUAGCUUAAAUUCUCGUUGAUCAUUUAAUAGAGUGAAAAUUGUCAAAGAUAAUGUAUUUUCGUACUAGUCGAUGUUACCAUUUGUAGAAUUCUAAUACCAAUGACAAUAGAAACGCAGAGCGACAAUUCUAUUCAAAUUAUACCUAAUGCUUUUGACGCGACGUGUAGCCGUAUAUCUUCAUGGCUGUCUACAGCGAGGCCUAGACAAGCAAAAACUUGCAUGCAAUUUGCCUUACAUUUCCAACUAUUAAAGUAAACUGAAUUGAAAAGUUUGAUCAGAUACCCCAAUGUAAUGAAAAUUGCAUGCAAGUUUUUGCUAGUCUAAACCUCGCUUAAGAACGUGAUAGAAAUUGAUUGAUAGAUUACGAGGAGAAAUACGACGAUUUUGGAGCGUAUUUAUUGAAGGAAAAAGUUAAAUAAUAUCUGAUUUUAUUUCCGUUUCGUUGAUGUAUGUAUAGGUAUGACUGAUACUUGAACUUAACUGAAUUUCUUUAGUGUUUUCAUUUUAGGUUGUGUAUAUUCUUCCUUAAACUAGUAUAAUGAGUAGGUGUUCUCUUAAAAUGUAUGUUAUUCUCAAACUGGACUGCAAGUGCAAGGUUACUUUUCCGGUUUAAAAUUAGAAAGCAAAGUACAUUUUUCAAUAACGACUAUAUUCUUUACUACUUUUCAGAUGAAACCUCAAGUAGGUAUUUUAUUAAACCCAUAAAAUACCCUGCUUAUUCAAAAGACAGGUCUUUAGACUCGAGAUCUAACCAACACAGUGAUAGUCACUAAACACGCAUAUACUUUAGAUUGUUUUAUAUGGUAAUCUUCCGAUUUUUUUUUCGUCGGAUGUCGGUAUUUGCUGGAUAGCUGGAUUUGCCUAUUCUGUACAUACUUAAGCGUAAGCGCAAUUUCACCGUAUGUCCUAAAAAUCUUCCACGGAAUUACAAAUAUGUAUGAUAUUUUCGUUACGAAACGCAAAAGGUAUUUUAUUAAACCCAUAAAAUACCCUGCUUAUUCAAAAGACAGGUCUUUAGACUCGAGAUCUAACCAACACAGUGAUAGUCACUAAACACGCAUAUACUUUAGAUUGUUUUAUAUGGUAAUCUUCCGAUUUUUUUUUCGUCGGAUGUCGGUAUUUGCUGGAUAGCUGGAUUUGCCUAUUCUGUACAUACUUAAGCGUAAGCGCAAUUUCACCGUAUGUCCUAAAAAUCUUCCACGGAAUUACAAAUAUGUAUGAUAUUUUCGUUACGAAACGCAAACUAUAUAGGUACAUACAUUUUUUGUCCCGAAUUAGGAUUCGAAUGAGAAAAUGAAGAGUUCUUCAAACCAGCCAAAUUUAAUUUAAAUGUACGAAGAAAUAAUAUCGUCAACAGUUCAAUUUUCAAUUCAAACAAUUUGGGCAUUUGUCAUUUGAUUGUAAUACCAACGAUUCUGAAGCCUAUUACACUGACAUCCAUUUCUUUACAUACUUUUCACCAUGAAUUUGUAUAGAACACAUGCGUUAGUCGAUUCAAUGUGGAAAAUUCAGUAAUUUUUUAAAAAUUUAGAUUUACUAGUUGUUUUUCCGUCUAUUAGUAUGUACCCUCUGCCUAACACUGUAUAUACUUUCAUUAAUCAAUAUGCGAUUAUAUAUAUUCACAAAGAUGGUUUUAAUGUUUACCUACUUAACCUAAAAGAAAAUAAUACAUCAAUGUAAUUUAUUGGCUACCUGGAUUACUUUACAUUUCCACAAUAAAAUUAAGUUUUAGUUAAUUGUACGAGUAAGUAAAUGUCAGUAUUAAGAUUAAGUCUUAGAAUAAGUACUACUUCAUACGCUUGUUUAGAAAACAAUGUUAUAAGAUGUAACCAUUAUGACUUAAAUAUAGGUGUUAACUAUUAGACUCUUAUUAUAUUUUUCUAUCUAAAAAUACUUUUUACAAGUUUUACAUUUUAUGAAAAUGUUUUGAACUUUUACCUGUGUUACUAAGUACUGUUACAUAAAUGUACACUUCCCAUAUCUACUUCAUGUGAAAUAACAGUUUUUUCGAA
Molecule: messenger RNA, 4684 nt
Organism: Cydia fagiglandana
Lineage: Eukaryota; Metazoa; Arthropoda; Insecta; Lepidoptera; Tortricidae
Gene: Rgk2
Exons: 9
Coding region: 254-2047 (597 amino acids)
Cellular component (GO): plasma membrane
Molecular function (GO): GTP binding; calcium channel regulator activity; GTPase activity
Source: RefSeq, a predicted model, not a curated record